Molecule: messenger RNA, 2383 nt
Organism: Pyrus x bretschneideri (Chinese white pear)
Lineage: Eukaryota; Viridiplantae; Streptophyta; Magnoliopsida; Rosales; Rosaceae
Exons: 1
Coding region: 1951-2334 (127 amino acids)
Source: RefSeq, a predicted model, not a curated record
UAUGUGGCCCAUUUUUUUGUUCCAUGAUUCCUUCAAAUCUUUUUGUUCUUCUGUCUUGUAUGUUAGGGUUUUAAUGCUUUUGAUUAUGCAAGUGUUAAACGAGUUCAUUUUUGUUCAUCACUUUUCGUAUGGGAGAAGAAGUACGUUGUCGGAUUGGUAAGUGCUUUUGCAAAAAGUGGAUUAGCAGGAUAUGUUGGUAUCCAGCCUUCCCGUGAAUUGUGCUUUAAUUCAGAAGCAUUUUCCAUAAUACACAUAAUUGGGUGAAUCUCUGCCGAAUGUGAAGAGUUUGCACUCAUCAGCAUUGUUGUGAAGUAGGAAUAUGCAUCCAUCUAAAUUUUGUAGGUUGCAUGUGGUUAGGUGUGUUCCAAAUCAUGAAUUUGGAUGUAUGCCUGAGGUGGUGUUUGUACCAUGUAUGCUGCAAAAGUAGUUUUAUCCUUGUCUGUAGACAUAAUAAAGUGUUGGGUUUGGCCCUGGCCUGGCCUCUAUAUGCUGCAUCAUCUUGUUGUGUUUAUUUUCCGAUGUGACAUGAACCUGAUAGUAUCAGAGAUUUGCUCUGAUACUAGUUUUGAGAAGCAUCAUUGGUGAGUAUACUAUAUUACCACAUGCUGUGUAAUUUAGAGUCGGAGUUGUGACGUAUAUAAGCAAUCUUACUAGUUUUAUUCUAGCUCUGAUACUAGUUUGGUUUCUGGUUUGUUGCUCCUCCUCAUUUGCCUUCUGGUUGAGGCCUGAAAGUAAAAGACUGCUCCGAGGCAAGGCAUAAGUGGUCGCUUCCUCAGUAUUGGGAAGCUUUCUUGAAAUAACGGUGUCAAUGGCCCUCAGGGCAAAUACAGGAAGAGAACUUGGCUGCUAUUGACUGCUCUUUAACUCUAUUUCCCAUAUUUCAUACAGUAGCUGAGCCUGAGCGAUCCGGUAACAUAUUUCAUACCAGCAAAACCUUAUUUUCGUUAAUUUCCAGUUUAUCUGUUUAAUUGUUCGGCUUUAAGCAAAUCGCACUUGCGCCUCUACAUUUAUCUGCUCAUUGCUAUAUAUAUUUGCUGCUAUAACCAUUUGCCCAUUUGCUUGAUAUAUCCUAACUUUGUUGCUCAUUACUAAUGUAAAACCUGCUUUUCUGUUGAUAUAUCCUAACCAUUUGCCCAUUUGCUUGAUAUAUCCUAACUUUGUUGCUCGGUACUAAUGUAAAACCUGCUUUUCUGUUGAUAUAUCCUAACCAUUUGCCCAUUUGCUUGAUAUAUCCUAACUUUGUUGCUUGUUAUCUUCAGAUCAUUUAACUUGGGUAAACCUGCUUUUCUGUUGAAGGACUAUCAGGAAGGUCCUCAUUAAAACAAAUGGUGCAGUUUGGUCUCACCAAAGAAACACGAGAGGUCCACAGUCCCCCGCUUUACAGGAACAAAGUUGAGACAAACUUCAAUGAUGGGUUAUUUGUUCUUGUUGAUUUGGAAUUUGACACUCAAACGCUUGGUGGAAUCAAUAAUGCUGCAAUCAUGCAGGACUUGUUGAACAAAAUGCUUGGUGGAAUCAAUAAGGUUUGUACAAAACUCCUCUCUGAUUCGAACUUGGUGGAAAGUUUGGCGUUGGCAGGCAUCUGCAGAUUUGUUCCAACUGAGAAAAUAGAGUGGUCUGGAGACGAGGGAGAGAUCAUGAACAUUGUGAAGGAGCUAAGAAUGGUGAGUUUGGGUAAUCCGCAGCUGUACAACUCGUACCUAAAUCACGUUGGGGUAAAUUGACGUGGCGUGUUCCUAUUCGCCCCCAUACAAUCACAGAAGAAAUCGUGGCCCCCUCUACGGGCGAGAACAUGCAACCGAACCAACAGAUGAGGACAAUUUAGUCGUAACACCAAAAACUUGGACAAAUAGUUCAACAUACAACGUGCUUCCACCCCCUUCUAUUGCUCCCAUAAAUGUUGUCAACAACCUAACACCCUAAAGCCAUCUUCUUCCACAACUCUGUGAAAUGUCUCUCUCGUUCUUCCACUCCAUCCUCCGAGCUGCCGCGUCCAGGUGGCCGGUGUUUCUCUACAUGACCACCUGGACGCUUCUUUUGUCAGUGACAGUGGCCGUGGCGUCUUUCUCUCCUGAGAUGGCGUUCCUCACGGCGAUAUCACCCUUCUCUCCCUUAGCCAAGUCUUGCACCGGCGAGGGGUUUGUUAGGAUACCCUUGGAUUAUCCGAGAGAGUCAAUGUGCUUCCCGGCUCACAUGAUUCAGCGGUCGAGCUUGGAUUUCUUCGUGCCGACGGUGUUUGCUGCCUUGAUUGUGGCGGGUUCGGUUUUGGUCGUGCGGUCCUUGGGUUUGUGGGAGGGUGACAGACGCAGAGAGGUUGAUCAUGAAUUGGUGUAGAGAAACCCAAUUAUAUGAUGAAUUUCAGUAGAAAGACAUGGUUUUUUUU